Messenger RNA from Cuscuta epithymum, 2506 nucleotides. NCBI's taxonomy places the organism in Eukaryota, Viridiplantae, Streptophyta, Magnoliopsida, Solanales, Convolvulaceae. The record is from the annotation of a GenBank genome assembly.
GGUUGAAUUACGUACUGCCCGUGCAACGCACGGGCUUGAAAACUAGUCCUAUAAUAAUAAGAACAGAUCCCAUGUAUACAAAAAUACAAAUAGUACAAUGAUUAACUAAAGAUUAGGAAACUAACUAACCACGUUUAGGAAACUAGAGUAUAUAAUAUAUAAGGAAAAAUCCUAAUAAUAUACGUAGUAUAAAGUAGAAUUGAUGUCAAUAUUUACAUACCGAGUAUUUGGAAACAUCCAAAUAUCUUAGAAUUGAACGGUAGAUGCAUGCAUAUAUGAAGCGUCGCAACUCCUGGUGGAUCAUAAUUAAGUGGCCGCCUGGGGCUCCAACUUUAAUUUGAUCGGUCAUCAUCGCAACCAGUUGUGGCCGGAAACCGCCAAGCGGCCGCCACUUUUUAUACUAACGACAACAAAUUGCCUGCGUAAUUGGCCCUUGCCUAUCGGCCGCCGCCUAGCUCUGUCCCUGAUUUGUUGUUGGUACAGAUUCAAUAGAAUAGAAGAAUGGGGGAAAAUCAUAAGCUGCUUUGGUUUCUCAUUUUGUUGUCACAAUGUUGUUGCUUGUCAUGGGGUGGUUGGUUCUUCGGUUCAGCUAAGAAUCAUGAGGAAGAAGAAAAACAAGUUCCUGGAAAGAUUUCAUCAGGUUUCUCCAUGGAGCCUUUCAAUAAUGCUAAAGGACUCAAAUUAGUGGAAAACGCAAGACAAAAAAUGUUGAUGGUUGGCCCAGAUUCUUGUUGGCAAAGGGCUUAUCAGAGUGUAUUUGCGGAGUGUUCAAAGGCUCUUUACGAUGAUGAACUAAGGUCUCGUCUUGCGUGGCAUCUCAGUGAUUGCUUCCAAAAACAUUCUGCUCGGUCUUCUUUUCCAUUAUGUGACCCCAAAUCUCCCAUGAACCAUUGCCUCAGGAACUUGGAUGAUCUUUCUCACAAGAUUUACCUUGAGUUCUUUCUUGAAACCAACUCAAUUUGCCACCAACUUCAGAUGGAAGCAUUUAAAUACCAAACGGAGAGAUUGGUGAAUGACUUGAAGAAAACGACAGAGUACGCAGAGGAAAAGAUAGAAAACAUAGAGGCGCACGGGGAAGUCUUACUGCAGAACUCAAAGGAAAUCCAAGAUUCACUGUCUGUGGUUGAUCUAAGAACUCAAAACCUAGAAAAGGCUUCCAAGAAUGUGGAAGAACAUGUGAGCAUUGUUCUAACUCAUUCAAGGGAAAUCCAUGAGCAUUCCAAGUCCAUUGAGGCAUCUCAGAAGGAGUUAACGGAUGAACAGGCACGCAUGAAGAUGAAUUUAGUUGAGGGAAUGGAGAUUUUGCAAAUAUCUUAUAGUAGCCUCGGUAAAGGGAUGAAUGAGUUGAAGAGUGAGACUGAGGAGAUUGAGAAGGAGAUUGGCAAAGUUGGUAAGGAAAUGAAUUCAAAAAUGAUAAUACUUCAGAGUAAAGCUGAUGAUAUUGGAGUUAUUGCUGGGGUAUCUUUGGAUAAACAGAAAGAACUUCUAGACAUCCAGACUACUGCCCUUGAUGGUCUUCAUAUUCUCACCAACUUUCAGUCUCAAGCUCUCGAAGAAAGCAGAGAAACAUUGCAACAAUUGGUUGAAACUGGGGAAAAACAACAGGAGGAAUUACUUAGAAAGCAAGAAAUGCUUCAACAUGCUCAUGAUCACCUUGUGGAGAACUCAAAAAUAAUUCUAGCAGCUCAGGAAGCAUUUGAGUCCAAACAAGCAAGCAUGUUUGUGGCUAUAGACAAGCUAUUUGCAUUGCAUAAUGCUAUUCUCUUGGAAUCAAGGUUGAUGAAAUCCUUUCUGGUUUAUUCCUUGUCAAUCUUUCUCCUCUACAUGCUCACUAGUACAAAACAGACCUAUAGCGUUAGGCCUCGCCUUUAUAUAGGGUUGUGUGUUACAUUCUUGAUCGAGUUCUGUAUAGUUAGAUACGGGACAGAUGAAAUGGAGAAGCAAUCUUGGAUUGUAGGCAUGGUUAGAUCUGUUUCUGUAGCUAUGGCAUCAAUCCAACUUCUCUAUGCAGUUUGGACUUACCAAGAUUAUGAGGUACUGAACCAUCAAAUAUUGUUGACACUGAUGGAGAAGGUGAAUGGCAUUCAGACACAUAAGGAGGUAUCAUGGGAGAUGGAGAGCGAGCCAGAGAGUGAAGCGGAGUGCUGUUCAUGGUUAGAGAAAGAGUUGCAAGAGGAGCUUGAUAGUUUGCAAGACCCUGACUAUGUGUUGCCUAUGGAACAAGGAGCUUCAAAAAAUUAUUUCGUAGAAAAUAGUAGUAGCUCACUUACAACUAUGAGACGGUAUAAUCUUCGAAAUCGCAGCCUUCGGAGAUACUGACCGCCACUAUUGAUGAUUGUGUCUGCUUCUCUAUAAAAGACACUAUCUGUUAAUUUGUUAUAAUUAUUACAUGUAAAGUUUAACUUCUCACAAUCUAGUUUUUCUAGGAUGAACACUUCAUAAAUAAAAUUUGCAAAAAAAUGUAUACUUGUUGCAAUGGAGCAUACGGGUAUAGUUGUGGUUUUCC